Molecule: messenger RNA, 5233 nt
Organism: Acanthochromis polyacanthus (spiny chromis)
Lineage: Eukaryota; Metazoa; Chordata; Actinopteri; Pomacentridae
Gene: mettl13
Product: methyltransferase 13, eEF1A lysine and N-terminal methyltransferase
Exons: 9
Coding region: 76-2151 (691 amino acids)
Source: RefSeq, a predicted model, not a curated record
AAGGGAAUACGAGGUGCCAUGUGGAGAAGAGCCUGAAAUCAAGUCCUGUACGGUAAAUAUUUGGACUGAACUGCAAUGAGUCUUUUACCUCGAACCGCCGAAGAGUUCAGCUCUGCUGAGUACUGGGAGAGAUUUUUUAAGAAGCGCGGAGAGAAAGCUUUUGAAUGGUAUGGAGACUACAACAAACUCUGCGGCGUACUGCAUAAAUACAUCAAAGUGCAAGACAAGGUGCUGGUGGUUGGUUGUGGUAACUCUGAGUUGAGUGAACAGCUGUAUGAUGUCGGCUACAAACAUCUCACCAAUAUAGACAUCAGUGAGACAGUGGUGACUCACAUGAACCAGAGAAAUGCCGACCGCAGACCAGGUCUCGCCUUUCAUCAGGUAGAUGCUACACAAACUCCAUAUGAAGACGCUAGCUACCAAGCUGCUCUGGACAAGGGCACCUUGGAUGCAAUGGCAUCUGAAGAGGAAGGAGCUUUGGCCAGGAACAUGCUCACUGAGGUGGGCCGUGUGCUAAAAGUCGGUGGGCGGUACGUCUGUGUGACACUGGCUCAGGAGAGUGUCAUAAAGUUGGCAGUGGAUCAUUUCGUUCAGCUUGGGUGGGCGGUGAGGCUCCACUGCCUGCAGGAAGAAACUGGGCCUGAUGAAGACUCCUUUGCUCUGCCUGUGUUUGUUCUGGUCUGCACCAAAUUCCGUCAGCCGAUGCCCAUGCCCAUUCUAGAGAUGUGUCUUGGAGAGGAUGGAGCCCCGGUCCGUCACACACAAGUUUCAGAGCUGUUGUCAGCUGUGAGGGAACAUCAGGCUUACUCUGUCUUGAGAAAGAGGCUCCGCACAGGCACUGAUGCCAGCUCAAACCUCUCACUAACUCUCUGCCACGCCAAGACCGGCCUCCCCAGAUACACUCUCACAAUACAGGAUUCUCUCCCUGGUGCCAAAGUGCCAAGACCAAACCAGUUUGCUGUAUUUAUUGUGCCUCAGGGGAGUGAGACAGCUUGGCUCUACAGCUCCACCGAGGGCCGAAGGCAGCUGGCAGCCAGUGCUAACUUUCGGCGCCUGGUCAUAGUUGCAAUGCACAGGAAUCAGGAGUACAACGACAUGGAAGCUGUUCAGUCAGAACUUUCACCUAUGGUGAUGGAUUUGGCUCCCCCAGGCAUGCCAGCCAACCAUCAGGUGCCCUUUCUGUCAGUGGGAGGCGACCUUGGUUGGCGAGAGGAGGUCAGCAGGGGUGUGAGUCAGCUGAGUGGGGAGUUUAUUGUGGAGAACGUCAAAGGAGAAGAUGGACAACUGUAUCGCAGACUUGUGUUCAUGUCUAACACUGCCCUUGUCCAGUCAGAGAGCCGUCUUGUCUCAUCGAAUACUGUGUCAAGUCAAAAGAAAAAGAACAAAAAGAAAGCCAAGGCUGCUCCAGUAACAUCCUCAUCCCCUCUGUCAGUGGACAUUGGCUUCCUCUGCUGUGCUCAUCAUGAAGUCAUGGUGGCUGCUCUUGCUUUGCUUGGUCUGGGAUUGCCACAGAACAAAGACGUCCCAGUGUCAGUGCUUCUGGUGGGGCUCGGUGGAGGAGGCCUGCCUCAGUUCCUGCGAGGCUUUGUGCCUAAUGUAACUGUUGAGGUUGUAGAACUGGAUCCUGAUGUUCUGGAAAUUGCAAAGACGUGGUUCGGGUUCCAACCAGAUGAUCGUUUGACUGUCACUGUUGGGGACGGCCUUGAACGAAUCUGUGCUUUGGAGAAAGGAGGUGGUCGAUUGUUCGAUGCCAUCAUGUUCGAUGUAGACAAUAAAGAUAGCACUUUGGGUAUGAGCUGUCCUCCUACUGCUUUUGUAGAAACACCCAUCCUGCAGAAAGUCUCCAGCUUGCUAACUCCCAGAGGUCUGUUCAUACUGAACCUUGCAUGCCGUGACUCGGCCCUGAGGAAGAGCGUGCUUGAGCGUGUGAAUGGUGUGUUUCCCACCAUCCUCUCUCGAAAGAUUGAAGAGGAGAUCAAUGAAGUCCUUCUGUGUUCUCGUGGAGACAAGGAGACAUCGGUUAGCAUCCUUCCAUCCUUGAACCAAGCAGCCAAGAAUCUGCAGAGCGCUCUGAACUCAAACAGGACUGAACCCAACCGCAGGCCUCAUAUAGACAUUGCAGAGUUGUUAAAAAACCUGAAAGUUGUGUGACCAAGUGAAGCUGGUUUUAAUCGCGUGCCAGGACUGUUUGAGAUAAUAUAAAUGAUAUAAUGAAAUAUGAGAGCAACUGCAUUGGUCUUUGCUUUUCAGUGCAGUGUAAUGAAGGAAAAACCCACAAUUCUCACUGAAAUCACUUGAAACUCACAAAAGUAACAAUAAAUAAAAUUUAUUGAAAAUGAAAUAAUCAAAAACAGCCAUUACUUUUGAAUUGUUGAUUAACAUAAUUAUUAAAAAAAACAAACUAAUGAAACAGGCCUGGACAAAAAUGAUGGUACCUCUAUAAAAGAUUGAAAACUAUUUGACCAGAGUGACAUGAUUAACUCAGGUGUGUCAUUUAAUUGACAUCACAGGUGUUUCCAAACUCAUAAUCAGUCAGUCUGCCUAUUUAAAGGGAGACAAGUAGUCACCCUGCUGUUUGGUGAAAAGGUGUGUACCACACUGAACAUGAACAACAGAAAGCGAAGGAGAGAAUUGUCCCAGGACAUCCGAAAAAAAUUAUAGACAAACAUCUUAAAGGUAAAGGCUAUAAGACCAUCUCUAAACAGCUUGAAGUUCCUGUGACAACAGUGGCUCAUAUUAUUCAGAAGUUCAAGACCCACGGGACAGUAGCCAACCUCCCUGGACGUGGCCGCAAGAGGAAAAUUGAUGACAAAUUGAAGAGACGGAUCGUUCGAAUUGUAUCCAAAGAGCCCAGAGCAACCUCCAAAGAAAUUAAAGGUGAACUCCAAGGCCAAGGUACAUCAGUGUCAGAUCGCACCAUUCGUCGUUGUUUGAGCCAAAGUGGACUUCAUGGGAGACGACCAAGGAGGACACCACUGCUGAAAAAAACUCAUAAAAAAGCCAGACUGGAAUUUGCAAAAAUGCAUGUUGACAAGCCACAAAGCUUCUGGGAGAAUGUCCUUUGGACAGAUGAGACCAAACUGGAGCUUUUUGGUAAGGCACAUCAACUCUAUGUUCAUAGACUCAAAAACCAAGCAUACGAAGAAAAGAACACUGUCCCUACGGUGAAACAUGGAGGAGGCUCAGUAAUGUUUUGGGGCUGCUUUGCUGCAUCUUGCACAGGGUGUCUUGAAAGUGUGCAAGGUACGAUGAAAUCUGAAGACUAUCAAGGCAUUCUGGAGAGAAAUGUGCUGCCUCGUGUCAGAAAGCUUGGUCUCAGUCGCAGGUCAUGGGUCUUCCAACAGGACAACGAUCCAAAACACACAGCCAAAAACACCCAAGAAUGGCUGAGAGAAAAGCGUUGGACUAUUCUAAAGUGGCCUUCUAUGAGCCCAGAUCUGAAUCCCAUUGAACAUAUGUGGAAGGAGCUGAAACAUGCCAUUUGGAGAAGACACCCAUCAAACCUGAGACAACUGGAGCUGUUUGCUCAUGAGGAGUGGGCCAAAAUACCUGUUGACAGCUGCAGAACGCUCAUUGACAAAUACAGAAAUCGUUUAAUUGCAGUGAUUGCCUCAAAAGGUUGUGCAACAAAAUAUUAAGUUAUGGGUACCAUCAUUUUUGUCCAGCCCUAUUUCAUUAGUUUGUUUUUUUUAAAUAAUUAUGUUAAUCAACUAUUCAAAAGUGAUGGCUGAUUUUGAUUAUUUAAUUUUCAAUAAUUUUUUAUUUAUUGUUACUUUUGUGAGUUUCAAGUGAUUUCAGUGAGAAUUGUGGGUUUUUCCUUCUUUAACUGAGGGGUACCAACAAUUUUGUCCACGUGUGUAUAUGUAUACAUCUAGUGUGAAUGCAGAGACUAAUCAAUAUUCAGAGCCCAUUCAUUUGUCCCAGCCAAUAAAAUCAUAAAAAAGCAGAAAACCAUUAUUCUGAAAAGCUGUUAUAACCUUACCCUUAGAACCAACAACACCUAUGUGGCAGGUUGGCCUUUUUCUUCAGCACUCAUUUUUCAAACUGAAAUGUUACGAUGAUAUCAUGGAAUGAAUGAAACAUUGAGCAAAAGGCACAAACAACAAAUGCCAACAUAGCAGUAAGAGAAAUCCAUGGGUUUUGCAUAUAGAAACAGAUUUAACUACGCUAAAAAAUGUGGGACUUACCAAUGACACAAAAUAAAACCUUUACAUAAAUAACGGCAUUUCCACCAUAAAGUGGUACAAAUUGGCAGAGAUUGGUGCAUAGAAUUCACCAGAAUUAAGUGUUUUAUGAUCUAUUUAAUGCGCCCCCGUCCAUUGUUUCAAAUAAACCCCAGUACAGUGCCUAUAAAAAAAUAUUAUCUAUACUUCCCGGAUUCAUUUCACCCUCUGCCUUUAUAAGCCACUAAGAAACCAGCUGCUGUGAAUCAUCCCAGCGUCAUGAUGCUGCCACCACCAUGCUUCAUGGUGUGCUUGAUGUCUGCCAAAACAUAUCAUCUCAUCUGAUCACCAAAAAGGUACAUUUAGGGUUCAUCAGACCAAAGAAUCUUCUUUCAGUUGCCUUUAGUCUCCCACAUGCCGUCUGGUGAACUCUAGCUGAGAUUUACUGUAAGGUUUUCUCAACAAUGACUUUUUCUGCAACUCUGUUAUGAAGCUUGACUAUUGAAAGACAUGGGCAACAGUUUUUGUAUGUACAGUCCCUCUGGUCUCAGCCACUGAAGCUUGUAACUCCUUCAGAGGAGUCAUAGUUGUCUUGGUGACCUUGAUCACUAAUCUCUUUCUGGCAUAGACAGCUUGCUCAAGACAACUUUACACAUAUGCUAUAUUCCUUCCAUUUCUUUGUCAUUGAUUUAACUGGAGUUCAAGUGAUGCCAUGUGACCUUGAAAUUUGCAUCUUGCAACUUGCAUCCAUCCCCUGACUAAUACUGUUCAAUAACCAUAUCACAGGGUUGCUUGAAGUUUCUUUUGUUUUCACUGUGUAGUUGCAGCCAGGACUAGUGAUUCACCUGUGACUGUACUUUCCAGAUGCAGGUGUCUUUAUACGUCAAUCACUUGAGAUCCGUUCACUGCACUCAGAUUUUCUAAUUCCACUAAUUUUGAAACUUCUGGUACCAUUUGGUUGUGCCUGUGUUGCAUGGGGUGAGUCACUUUAAAAGGGGUAAAUACUUACACGAGUACUUGUUUUACAUUUUUUAUUGACAUUACUUUGAAUAAAUCACUUCCAACUUCGA